Cydia pomonella (codling moth) is the source of this 3456-nucleotide messenger RNA. It is a transcript of the gene Yod1, whose product is annotated as ubiquitin thioesterase Otu1. The record is from RefSeq and is a predicted model, not a curated record. Lineage: Eukaryota; Metazoa; Arthropoda; Insecta; Lepidoptera; Tortricidae. Gene Ontology annotation, molecular function: cysteine-type deubiquitinase activity; protein binding. The transcript is spliced from 4 exons. Gene Ontology annotation, biological process: protein deubiquitination; endoplasmic reticulum unfolded protein response. Gene Ontology annotation, cellular component: cytosol; nucleus. The coding region runs from base 171 to 1094 and encodes 307 amino acids.
CUGUCAAACGAAAGUCAAAAGUGACUUGCCAACUUCUCGAGCGGGCCAAGCCGCGUUUAUUUAUUUAUUUCAUACUCAUUUUGUUGCGUCUUUGACCUAAUUAAAAAUAUCAAUCGGCAACACGUAACGCUUCCGUGUCCGUUAUUUUAAUGUAAUACAAUUUCUCUAAAAUGGCAGCAGUCGCGUUAAAGGUUAAAAGUAAAAACGGCCAGCAAGUCCUAAAGGACUUGACCUCUGAUAGUACUGUUGGUGAAUUAAAGGUGUUUUUGUCUAGUAUUGCUGAAAUAAGCGCAGAUAGAAUAUGUGUCUUGUGUGGUUAUCCUCCGAAGCCAUUGGAUACUAGUGACGAUUCUAAAAAACUAAAUGAAAUAGGUUUGAAAACUGGUGAAACUUUGAUAGUAGAAGAAAAGUCUGUGCAGACACCUAGUAAACCUACGCCUUUGAAGCCAGUGCAGAAUGGGGUGUCCCAUGAGCCAAUAGGGCCCAGCAGACCCGGCAUUUUAAUGAAGAAGGUGGUGCCCUCGGAUAAUUCUUGCCUUUUCACUAGUAUAGGUUUUGUAUUAAAUGGCCAAGUAGACACAACGGUGCACACGCUGAUGCGACAGAUCAUCGCGAUGGAGGUGGCGAGUGACCAUGAGACUUACAACGAGGCAAUGCUAGGGAAGCCUAAUGCAGAAUAUUGUACAUGGAUACAACAGCCCAGCUCUUGGGGUGGUGCUAUUGAGGUAGCGAUUCUCUCUCGCUUCUACGGCAUAGAGAUGGCAGUUGUGGAUACUCUGAACGCGAUCAUCAACCGGUUUGGGGAAGACAAAAACUAUGGCAACCGAGUGUUCCUACUGUUUGACGGGGUGCACUAUGACCCGCUGUAUUUGGAGCAGAAUGAUGGUGGAAUCCAAACCAUGUUCCCAUCCGAGGACAUGGAGACGUACCGCGAGGCCGAGCAGAUCGCCCACGAGGCCAAGUCCUCCCGCCAGUUCACGGACCUCAACAAGUUCACGCUCAAGUGCAUGAUCUGCGACAAACUGCUGACGGGACAGGUGGAGGCGCAGAAACAUGCUAAAGAGACUAAGCAUGCUAACUUUGGGGAGGUCUAGCGACGGAUAUAGGUCUGUGGUUCCUAACGACAUGGAAUAAGUUGGAAUAUUGCGUUAAUUUAUAACCCUUUAAUAUGUCCACCUAGAGCUCUACCGUAAGUCUACCGGACGCUUGAUGGGUUAAACGUAAGGCCAUCAGUUAUCACCUACGUGGACGUUACACAUAAUGGUGUUCUAUAAAGUUAGCUUCAUCCUUUAAAGAAAAGAUCGUAUGUAUUGAUAUAUCAUUGGUAAUUACAUCAGACUCGCUUAUAUCCAUGCAAAAUGGUACCGGAAUUUUACUAUUUUAACGCCAAAAUUAAAUUCGAAGCACCUAUUUUUCCAUUACCAUUCGACAAGUUCGCUUAUAAUGUACCUUAGAGUUGACGGUGGUAAAGAGUAAUCAUAAGGUUCUGAUUUUUUUCUUGGCAGUCGUCGGACGAAUUUUGUUCGUUGGUAAAAUUGUUGGGAACCACUGGGUUAGAUCAAUUUAAUUUUAAUGUAUUUGUACUUCUGAAAAAUGCACCGAUUACAGUUUAAAAAAGAAUUUUCUUCAAUGACAGAAAUGUCUUUUUUUGGUCAACCUUAUCCUGAAUAAAAAAAACAUAAACUGAAAAACAUAAUCUAAUAAUUACUUACUUACCCGACUUUUAAACUACGUGGUGUCUAUGUAAAUCUAAAUUUUGAAUUGAGACAAAUAUAACACGUGGAAAAAAAUAAUUAAUUAAUUUAAUGGGAAAUACAUCAAAUGGUUGAGGCUUCAGUGUGCCAAAGAAUAACAUACAUACAUAUGCCUAAACCAUAUUCCUACUCGGGCGUUAGGGUAAAGUUUAUCCAAACAUCUGAAAUGAAAAGGCUUACAGGAACUUACAAUCUUUCCUUUCCUCAUAAUUUUACAGUUAUGAUCAAAUUCGGUGCAUUUUUCCAAGCUUUCUAGGCUAUGUACCUAAGACUUUCAAUCAUUUCUUUUCACUCUUUCCUAUUGGGAACACAUCUAGUUGGUGAUCAUUUGCAGAAAAUAUAUAUUCUACGCAUCGAUGGCUACAUUGGCAAGUCCAAGCCUUUUAUAGGGACCGUGCGCGUUGGAGGGUCUGCCAUCUUGUGGCCUGAAUCGGAACCAUAAACAUGCACAUGUACACGUCACAUGUUUUCUUGUGCAUAGUAGGUUCUGCCAUCUUGUGGGAUACAUCGGAAAAGGUUUUUAAAGGGUCGGCAACACCUCUGGAGUUGCAGGCGUCCAUAGGCUACGGUGGCUGCUUACCAUCAGGCGGGCCGUAUGCUUGUUUGCACCGUCGUGGUAUAAAAAAAAAACAUCACAUUUACGCCUCGCGCCAAAAAUCUGACGGCUCCUGUGCUGCCUCCUACAGUAAAUGCACGCUCCCUAUACAUUAGCUUUAAAAUCACUAACUGCCAUCACAUAAUAAUAACUAAGAAUAUGAUGUAAGCAUUGCCUGGAGGCGAAACGCUCAAAUAAUAUAAUACUUCUGUUAUUUUUGUUUGUAAAUAUAUCGUGCUAGCUAAUUUGAAGUGUCCAUUAUUUUAUCAUUUAUCAUUUUUUUCUCAUAAGAAACUAAUACAUAAUUAUAGAGAUUCAAGCAAUAGUUCUAUACAUAUACUCUGUUGACAGUCAAUCGAAAACGAAUUAAACAGCGGUUCAGCAUUUUUUUUUUAUGUGAGUCAAUUUGCUCUGCCGAAUUUUUUUGAGCAUUUUUGUUAUUCUAUGUUUUGGCUAAUUAGUUCUUAUUUGGCCUAUGGCAAUAAGACCUGAGAUUAUACCUACAUUAAAAUUGUAUCGAUUAAAAAUGUGGAACAGGUUCUUUUUUGGUGAUUCGUUGGUCUGUUUGCUCUGCCGAUUUUUUUGAGCAUGUUUGUUAUUCUGUUUUGACUAAUUAGUUCUUGUCUGGCCUAUGGCAAUAAGACCUGAAAUUAUACAUAAGUACAUUAAAAUUGUAUUGAUUAAAUGUGGAAUAAGUUCUUUUUUUGUUAAAAAUUCGUUGGUAUGUAAUUUUUUCUUCUUUUGGGUUUUUUAACAUGCAACAUGCACUUGUAAAUUCUUGUAAUGAAAUGACAAUGUUAAUGGAUUUUUUACACGAAUUUUUUGUAUACAUACACCAACUGUAUUGUAAUAAUUUUUUGUAUACAUACACCAACUGUAUUGUCAUAAUUUUUUGUAUACAUACACCAACUGUAUUGUCAUAAUUUUUAGCGAGUUUUCACUAAUUAAUUACUAUUUUGAUACACGGCUAUUUAGUUUAAAUAUUUAUUAAUGUUUUAGUUGAAGUUCUAACUUCACAAGUCUAAGAUAAUAUUCGCGGAAGAAACUGGUUCAAUUGUGACAACUGUGACACAAGUAGCUUAAUAAACCGUACCUCUUUAAGAUAAA